AUGACUGAUACCGAAUCUGGGAAACGAAAGGCCUCCACGGCCGGACUCUCCGGUCAUAACCGUCCCGUGAAGAGACGUGCCUCAAAAGCCUGCUGCUGCUGCCGUGCCCGUAAAGUGCGCUGUGAUGUGGUCGAGAAUGGCUCUCCAUGCACAAAUUGCCGUUUAGAUCAGGUUGAGUGCGUGGUUACGGAGAGUAAACGCAGAAAGAAAUCUCGCGUUGAGAUAGAGAACCACUCCGAAUCUCCGGAGGCUUCAGAGGAGACUCCUUUCCACCGACUCAGUGAUUUUUCAGGACUGGCCGAUUUCGCGCCGACGUCUCCCUCGCAGGCCUCGGUCGAUCUUGACCAGGGUCAACAUAUGCCUCACCUGCUAUAUCAAAAUCAAGCUCAACGCAUUGGCUCCGAUGGCCACUAUCGACGCCGCAUGGCCCCGAACCCAGCAGUUCCCGCCUCUAUGCCAUUAGCUAAUGUGACCUCGCAAAUCCAACAACUAUUAGACCCCAAUUUUGGCAACACGCGAUCCGCUAGUGGGUUCCUCCCGGAUUACAUCCGAGGACUCCCAGCACGACUCCAGAAAGAGGAUAUUGACUACUUGGCCGUCAAGGGUGCCUUGACCAUCCCGGACGUGACUCUCCGGAACGAACUAUUGAAGAGCUAUAUCCACUAUGUUCACACCUAUAUGCCCUUGCUCGACUUGGAGGAGUUCUUGCAGAAUAUCGUCCAGAACGAUGGAAUCCACCGCAUCAGUCUGCUGCUCUUCCAGGCUGUCAUGUUCGCCGGUGUGGCCUUCAUUGAUAUGAAGCACCUGCAGGCCGCCGGCUACCAGACCCGCAAGGUCGCCCGGAAGGUAUUUUUCCAGCGUGCCCGUCUCCUGUACGAUUUCGACUACGAGGUGGACCGCAUCUCGCUCGUGCAGUCGCUUCUGCUCAUGACAUACUGGUACGAGACUCCCGAUGACCAAAAAGACACCUGGCAUUGGAUGGGUGUCAGCCUAUCUUUGGCCCACACAAUUGGCCUACAUCGGGAUCCCGGAAACUCGCGGAUGGAUAUGCGUCGCCAACGCAUGUGGAAGCGGAUCUGGUGGAGCACCUACACCCGUGACCGACUGAUCGCCCUGGGCAUGCGACGGCCCAUGCGUGUCAAGGAUGACGAUUGUGAUGUGCCCAUGUUGAGUCUCGACGACUUCGAAUUCCACCCUUUCUCCCCCGAGAUCGUGGCUAUGGUUGGCAACUCGGAGAUUCUCCAGAAUGUCAGCCACCAGCGCGAGCUCGCGUUGAUGUUCAUCGAGAAGGCCAAGCUCUGUCUCUGCGUCAGCCAUGUAUUAUCUGCCCAGUACUCGGUCCUCAGCCAUAAGUUUGGUGGCACCAUGGAGACCACGAUGAUGCUCGUCCCGAAGAAAUCCACUGCGGAGACCUUUGAGGUACGAAGUUGUGACCAGGAAUUGGAGGACUGGCUGGCCAACCUCCCUGUCGAGACCCAAUAUACAGCCUCUAGUGGAUCGAAGCUAUCUGAAGCAGACGAAGUGCUUCACUCCCACCGUGCCUUGUUGAAAAUGGUCUAUCUCACCACAUCUAGCGCUCUGCACCGCCCACAAGUCCUCCCCGCCAUCCCCUACCCAUCCACAGACGCCGAACUCCAAGACAUGUCCCGAAACAAGGUGCGAUUCGCCGCAGUCGAGAUCACCGCCAUCGCUCAGGACCUGCAUUGCCUCGACCUGACCCGGUACUACCCCACCACCGGUGUCACAGUCCUCCUACCAGCAGUCAUCAUCCAUCUCCUCGACAUCAAGUCCACUGACCCAAGCAUCCGCAUGACAAGCCUGCAACGCUUCUAUCAAUGCAUGCGCAUCCUCCAGCGCCUGCGUGAGAUCUACGCCUCCGCGGACUUCGCCACCUCCUUCCUCGAAGCCGCAAUCCGCAAAGCAGGCAUCCAGCUCACCGUCUCCCCCCAAGACGUCCAGUCUUCUGCUCCAUCAAAUACGCGCGAUCAACCUACCUCAUCCUCAGACCCCUUGCAAUCCACCGCCACCAUCCCCUCCCGCCUACACACCCUGACGCCCCCGCCGGAUUCCCUCGCUCAGAAGAUCCCGGACCUUACAUACCCUAAACUCUCCGGUCCUUCCGCGGGCGGACAGUCUACCGGAGACCUUUUCGCUUCCACGCCGCCGCAUUCCGACGGAAGCGAGAACGGCAGCACCAAUAACCUCAAUCCGAAUGCCAACCACAACAAGGACCGUGACGCCUUUACUAUGCCCUCUGAAAUGAGUCUCACCGAACUCAUGGAUCUGGCGAAUGAUGCCGAGGUUACCCAGAAUGACUUCGAUGCCCUCAUUAACUUUGACGAUCCGGGCAAUACUGAUUUCUUUGCUGAUGACAAUGCCCAACAAAACGGUGGCCCGGCCCAGGAGAAGGGUUUUGACUUCGAGGUCGAUACCGUGAACAUGAUGGGCUUUGAUACUGGUACUAAGACCGUUGAUUUCGCCCACCUGGCGGACAACAACAGGUCCGAGCAUGAGCCUGUGAGUCUUUCAGACUGA
This is a messenger RNA of Penicillium egyptiacum, 2535 nucleotides long. The record is from the annotation of a GenBank genome assembly. NCBI's taxonomy places the organism in Eukaryota, Fungi, Ascomycota, Eurotiomycetes, Eurotiales, Aspergillaceae.